ACAUCCAAUGCGCUCGCUCUCCAACGUAAACCAACGAUGGCCGCAAUAAAUCAAGGCUGUUGCACACUAAAGUCCGGAUGAGGCGCUGUGUUCAAUUUGAAUGUGCUGUUUCAUUCAAGUCUGAUCACUUUCGCUUUUGUUAAAGAGCGAGGGCCAGUCGAGGAGACACAGAAAUCGGCUUUUCUUUACAGGUAAAGUGCUUGGAAGAUGAGCUACGAUCGUGCAAUCACAGUGUUCUCACCUGAUGGCCACUUAUUCCAGGUGGAAUACGCACAGGAGGCGGUCAAAAAAGGUUCAACCGCUGUUGGAGUGCGAGGAAAAAACGUCGUUGUGCUAGGAGUGGAGAAGAAAACUGUCGCCAAGCUCCAAGAUGACAGAACAGUGCGCAAAAUCUGUGCCUUGGAUGACAACGUCUUCAUGGCCUUUGCAGGGUUGACGGCAGAUGCCAGGAUCGUUGUUAACAGGGCUAGGGUGGAGUGUCAGAGUCACAGGCUUACAGUGGAAGACCCUGUGACUGUGGAGUACAUCACACGCUUCAUUUCCAGCAUCAAACAGCGCUACACCCAAAGCAGUGGGCGAAGGCCCUUUGGCAUCUCCUCCCUCAUUGUGGGGUUUGAUUUCGAUGGAACACCCCAUCUGUACCAAACUGACCCUUCAGGAACAUAUCAUGCUUGGAAGGCAAAUGCCAUUGGAAGAUCUGCCAAGACUGUACGUGAGUUUCUAGAGAAGAACUAUAAAGAGGAGCAUAUGGAAUCCGAUACAGACACCAUUAAACUGGCCAUCAGAGCUCUACUUGAGGUUGUCCAGUCAGGUGGAAAGAACAUUGAGCUGGCCAUUAUGAAGCGGGAUGAAUCAAUGAAGAUUCUGGUCCAAGAGGAAAUUGAGGAAUAUGUCACGGCUAUUGAAAAGGAAAAGGAGGAAGCAGAGAAACAAAAGAAGAAAACAUGAACACUUUCUGAAUGAAGUUCAUGACCAAACAUGCCUUCAUCCAUCUUCAAUAUUGCAUCAGGAUUCUCAUUGUUUACAUUAAUUAUCUCAUCGUUUCUCUAUCCAAUGCUGGAGGGACUCCUAAGGAGUGCAUAUUUUUGUUCUAGCACACUUCUUUUGACUAGUCACCGGGCUCUUGUUUGGCUGAAUCGGGUUGGCUAUGGUAGUGCUGGGAGAGACUCUUCUGGGUGCCGAGACUAGUGUUGGGCUAAAACAAAACUCCUCCUAUCCUGGGAGUCCCAAUUAAAUGGAUGGAGAAACACUGCUGCCCUAAUCGACCAUAUGAAAACUUAAGACUUUGCCUUAUUCUUGCAAUGAAUAAAUAUCUGUAUUUAAACUA
Molecule: messenger RNA, 1327 nt
Organism: Oncorhynchus tshawytscha (Chinook salmon)
Lineage: Eukaryota; Metazoa; Chordata; Actinopteri; Salmoniformes; Salmonidae
Product: proteasome subunit alpha type-7
Exons: 7
Coding region: 208-948 (246 amino acids)
Biological process (GO): ubiquitin-dependent protein catabolic process
Cellular component (GO): proteasome core complex, alpha-subunit complex; proteasome core complex; nucleus
Source: RefSeq, a predicted model, not a curated record